Eriocheir sinensis (Chinese mitten crab) is the source of this 2122-nucleotide messenger RNA. RefSeq names its product organic solute transporter subunit alpha-like. Gene Ontology annotation, biological process: transport. The coding region runs from base 185 to 1372 and encodes 395 amino acids. The record is from RefSeq and is a predicted model, not a curated record. NCBI's taxonomy places the organism in Eukaryota, Metazoa, Arthropoda, Malacostraca, Decapoda, Varunidae. Gene Ontology annotation, molecular function: transporter activity. The transcript has 9 exons.
UGCGGGUUGGUCAGUGUCGCGGGAGAAGUGAGAGAGUGAUGUGUUGACGUUACUAUUCUCUCCGUUUCUCUCCCUCUCUCUCACUCUCUCUACCUCGCAUCCUCCGGCUCUGUCUCUCGCUCUCUCUCUCUAUAGUGUUGUUUUGUUAUAUAGAGUGUAAAGUAAGAGAUUAAAGAUACUCAAGAUGGAGGAUACAACGUCGACACCCUUGGAGGCCGAUAACGCUAUUGAAAACGAGGGGCCAAUUUACUCCUGCGAACGGGGUUACUUUCCCACAGAGCCGGAGUACCAUGAGGCCCUGGGCAUGUACUGGACGGGGAUCACGGCGGUGGCCGCCCUCAUCACGGCGGUGCUCGUCCUCUUCUACAUAGAGCACAUCGUUUUCAGCUUCAGGAACACACACUCAGCCUACAGGCGCCACAUCAACUGGAUAGCAUGCUUCUACCCGAUCGGUGCUCUCAUGUCCCUGCUGGCGCUGAUCGUUCCCCGGGCAUACAGCAUCUGCAUGGCCGUCAAGAUCGUGUUCUUCUCCUUGGGCAUCAGCCACUUCACGGACCUCACGGUGACAAUGUUCGGCUGCGAGAAGGCGAUGCUGGCCAAGCUGAAGGACGCCUACUUCACCGUCUGCCCCGGCUUCUGCAGGACCCCGACCCCUCACGUGACCAAGAUCCGGCUUCGGGGCCUCAAGUGGAUGCUGUGGCAGCUUCCCUACACGCAGACAAUCUACUUCUUCUUCGAGAUCUACUGGACCAGGGCGGAGAGCGACUCGAGGGGCCUGGUUAAUUUGAGCUAUUCCUACCUCGUCCUGGAUGUGUUCAACGCCCUCUCCUUCCUCACCGCCACCUACGCCUUCUUCAUUCUCUUCAAGCUCGUGGGUGACCAGCUGCGCCCCUUCAAUUAUAAGCGCAAGGCCUCCACCCUCCUCACUCUCCUCAUCGUCCUCAAGGUCCCCGGGCUCAUCAUCAACAUUGUAGGGAACUAUGAUUUCUUCCCGUGUAUCCCGCCCUACAUUAGCUCCAUGAUGUACGGCCACACCGUGGUCAGCCUACUCCACCUCUGCCUGGUUCCCCUCUUCGGCGGGCUGGAGUACUGGCAAUACCACACGAGGGAGUUCCUUCAGCCGACCUCCGACAAGCACCACUCCCACUCCCACGAGCUCAUCAUCCACGGGGAAGCCUGCGUCUGCAUCAUCUCCGAACUCAACAGCAUCAGCGCCCACAAGACCCCAAGAAGGAUGAGCGCCACCAUGCCCAUCGUCCUCGAGAACAAGAUGGCCCUCGACCCCCAGUUCUCCCCCGACGAAGGCCAGAACAACAAUGAUGGAGUCACCGGUGGGACCACUAAUCCCGCUUUUAUAGAAAAUGGGAGUUAAUGCUUUGUUUAUGCGCCAAUAGAGGUUGCUAAAAGGUAGUUUUCGCCUUUUUACUUUUAGCCGUUUCUUUCAUGGUCUGGGGGCUGCAAGGUUGGCUCAGUGGUCGGGAAGUGCUGUCCUGGCCAGGCAGUGUGUGUAUAUAGUAUGUAUUCUUGCUAUAAGAGAGUGUGGUUGUCCGUGGAAGGAAUGGGUCAUGCCUUUUUCUCCUUUUUCUGUAAUUUUUUCGCCACUUUUUCGACUUCUAAAGUGACAGGCACACACACAGGCACACACACAGGUAACUCGCGUACAAAAGGCGGAAUCCCUGUGGUAAUGAUGCCUGUCUGUGCGAGGAUGUCACGUGUCGGCGUGUGUUCUUUCCCUUCGUGUCUCUCGUUACUCUCCCAGUGUUUGGGCGUUUCCUCGUUAGCUCGGAGGCACGCAGAUAUUACGCUCAAACCCGCAUGUCUUAAUCUAUACAGGAAAUGUAUGUAUAUAAGUCCGUAUUUUACCAUUAAAAAUGUACUGUGUAUAAACGUGGAUAGCAUUCCGGUAUUCUUUUUUUUUUUCAUUUCUUCGGUAAUGCCAAAUGACUGACAGAUGAAAGAAGAUUAUGAAGCAAUAUGUAUACAUGAUUUACAUACAUAAAUAUUUACGUACGUAUUAGAUUAUAUAUUGAUUCAUUUACGAUCGUAAAUAUCAUUAAUUUGUUUCAACAUCAACAAUAAAGAUUGAUUGAGCUAUGCAAAUGAAUUGAUGUGUAUAUAUAUA